UCUUUUAUGAAAAAGAGAAGUCCACGAAUUGUAAAUACAUAAAUUAACAGAAAAGACUGUAUUUGUACCUAAUAACAUUUUAAGGGUAGUUGCAGCAUAUGAAUUUUAUGCGAACAAGUAUUAAAUUGUAUUUUAUGAAAUAUAUGAAAAUUAUUGCUUGAGUUAAAACUAUAACAUUGUAAUCAUGUUGAGCUUAAUAAGAUGUAGUAGUUUAAUCACAAGCAAAAAUAGCGCAACAAGAAUUUUACAAAUUCAGAAAAAUUUGUAUACAUGUACUAGAACACCUAAGCUUAUAAAUGGAGCCUGUACACUUAUAAAAAGAAACUCCAUUUAUUUAUAUAAGGGCUUAUCUAAACAGACUAAUAUUAGAGCUUUAAAUUUUGCAACAAAAUCAAGCCCAAAAUCAGAUAAAAUUGUAGGCAAAUGGAUGUUAACUUGUGGUGGUAUGGUUUUCAUAGCUGUAAUUUUAGGAGGUGUAACAAGACUUACAGAGUCUGGCUUAUCUAUGGUUACUUGGAAAUUACUGGGUGAAAAAAUGCCUGUUACUGAAAGUCAAUGGCUUGCAGAGUUUGAACGUUACAAACAAUUUCCUGAAUACAAAAUCACUAAUCAGAACAUGACAUUAGAACAAUUUAAACGAAUUUGGUGGAUGGAAUAUUUGCACAGAAUGUGGGGACGUUUGAUAGGCGCCGUAUUUAUAAUUCCAGCGACAUACUUCUGGUACAGAGGUAUGCUGAAACCAGGAAUGAAAACUAGAGUAGCCGUGUUGGGAACAUUAAUUGGUUUACAAGGACUUAUGGGUUGGUACAUGGUGAAAUCUGGUUUAGAAGAUCGUUUUGUGGGACCAUCAGAUGUUCCACGGGUUUCACAGUAUCGCUUAGCCGCGCAUUUAGGAAUGGCAUUUAUUAUAUAUACUGGGUUUCUGUAUAAUGCUUUAGAUCAUUUGAUUCCUGCUGAAAAAUUAAAUCUUAGUAAUUUAAAUGUUAAUAUUAGCGACGUAACACGGAAGCUGAACAGAUUUAGAAUGUUAGUUCAUUCAACGAAAGGAUUGGUUUUCUUCACUGCCUUGUCUGGAGCUUUUGUAGCAGGAAUGGAUGCAGGUCUAAUUUAUAACACUUUUCCGAAAAUGGCAAACAAAUGGAUACCGGAUGACGUAUUUGCGAUAUCACCUGUGUGGAAAAAUUUUACAGAAAACCCAACCACUUUACAAUUUGAUCAUAGAAUUUUGGGAGUAACCACUUUAUCAUUAAUUACUUACAUUGGAAUUGCAUCUCGUAAAUAUAAACUGCCUGGUAAUGCAAAAAAAGCUAUAAUGGCAGUUCUCUGUGCUAGUUAUUUCCAGGUACUCUUAGGUAUUACAACAUUAGUGCAUCAUGUCCCUGUACCAUUAGCUGCAGCUCAUCAAUCUGGAAGUCUUCUAGUUUUGAGUGCAAUGAUUUGGUUGUGCCAUGAACUGAAGUAUUUAAAGUACAUUGUUAAGUGAAGUUUAAGAAUGAAUUUUCACAACAUUAUGCUUUAUUUGACAAUGCAUUAAGUUAUAAUAAUCAUUUCCUAAAAAUUAAUUUACAUGUAUUUACUUUAAAGUAAUAUUACUACAAUCAAAAUACAGAAGUUUAAGUAAUUUCAUAGUUUGAUAAUGUAUUUAUAAUUUUAUGUUUACAAAGAACAAAUAAAUACCUAUUUUAAGAUAAUAAUAAACAAAUAUGUAUAGCAUUUUUAUAGUUCAAUGGUGUUACAUAUCUUGGACCUGAUAGAAUUAUAAUUUUAAAUUAUAAAUCAAAAUAAACUGACUACUAACAUCACUUGUCCUUUCCUAAACUUAGCCACAUAUUAAAUAUUUAAUGAUGUUAGUACUGGCACCUAAUUUCAAAAACCAGCUUUGGUAAGUAAUGUUAUUUCUUUAAUUAGUUUAAAAAAUGUGUAAACCCUGCUUAAUCAAUAAUUGCUACCUAGUAAUGUUUUCAUUAACAUUCCGAAACUUUUUUCGAUAUUAUCUAAUUUUUGUUUAGCAACGCAGUGAAUUUUGCUUUAUUUUAUUGGCAGUUGUUCUACCUUAUUUCCAAUCAGUCAUUCUUUAAUUUUUUUAAACGCCUCAUAUGCAUUGGUCCAACAUAGCAAUAUUAAUAUUAAGCAGUAGCAACAUUUAAUAGGCGUUUUGAAUUGCACUUUCGUUAUUGUAACGCUUUUUAUAUACACUCGUCAUAUUUUCACUUUGUAAUAUAGCAAUCGCGCCGCAUCACAUUUCUUGUUUAAUAUUACAUGGACAUGAGUAUUAAAGAAAAAUGUAUUUUAUCACUCAUACAUAUAAAAAUCAUAUCACUUAAGAGAAACGCAACAUUUAUAUUAAAAAUCUUUGUAUGAACAUGCACGAAAAAACAUACAAUUUAAUUUAUACUAUACACAAAAUAAUCUUUCCAUACUGUUUGAAUAUCAAUCAAAACGAACUUAAAAUGCAGUCUCUUUCAGUAUAUUGCAGAUAACCCAAAUCCUAUAUUGCAAAAUUAAUAUCAGUCUGAUAGAAUUUGUCAUUCGAGGGAUCUUAUGUCUUACUUAGUUUCUGGUAACGAAUGUUUUUCCAUAAAUGCGGUAUUACCAUUCCCAUUGGUGUAUUAUGGACUUAAAGAACGCGUAAAAUAAUACUUUAAAUAACGUUACUGCUUCACCAAAGAAAUCAUGUGGCAAAAGAAACCAAAAUACCAUUUGAUUGCAUGUCAUUAAUGCAUCAUUACAUAUUACUGUAAUAAAACAUUCGUUUCUUUGUGUAAAGGAGCCAUAGUUUGUGAACACAAUAAAGAUACAAGAAUGGUAUAUAUAAAACUCUUAAAUUUAUGAAUUCAAAACAAGUUCAACACUUAGUUGCAUUGCUUUAUAGUAGUGUAUCAGAAAAAUUUAUAAUAGAUAAUAUAAAAAUUUUGUUUCUUUUUCUUUUUUAUAUGAACAGAAUUUCAUACACUUUGAUCUUCGUACUUUUAACAAUUGCUUCCGAAUUAAUGUAUUAUUUUAAUUUGCGCGUAAUUAUCCAAUUUAUAAAUAAGUUAUUUUUAUAAGAUUAAAUACUUUUGUUUAGACACUCAAAUUGAGAAUAGUGGAACCAACGUAUACAUCUUCAUACCGAUAUAUUCUAUGUAUUAUGUAUUAAACAUACACGCACACGCAAUAUUAUAUAUUAUAAUUUUAUGAUCAAUGUAUAUGUAAACAAAUUUUAUCACUGUUGUGUUAGUAUAAUCAAGAAAUUCACACUUAUAAUAUGUCAUUUUGUAUAAUUAUAUUUUAGACCAUCUUUUAAUGCAACAUGUGGGACAGAAGUAAGAAUUAAGUGCCAUUAAAUUAAAUUAGUAGUACUUAUUUUCACUGUGUUGAUAAUUUUAUCGUAAGCACAAAUAACACGAAUGUGAAAGUGAUCAUACUGAUAAAAUUGUAUAAAAAUUAUAAAUUCUGCGCCACAUGUAAUUCAAUAUUAGUCUUAUGGUUUUUCCUCUGUGCAUCAUUCAACUGUAUAGAUCUUACAAUACAAUAUCUUAUUAGUACUUAUAGGAAGGAAUCGUAAACUUUAGGCCUUUAAUAGACCAAAGACAUAUUUUUAUCAAACAAUGCAAACUUACAUCCUAUAAACAUCCAUAAUACAUUCACAAAAAUUUAGAGAACUGACAAAAAAAAAAAUGUCAAAAACCUAUAUAUAUAUAUAUAUAUUAUU
Megachile rotundata (alfalfa leafcutting bee) is the source of this 3694-nucleotide messenger RNA. RefSeq names its product heme A synthase COX15. Gene Ontology annotation, molecular function: oxidoreductase activity, acting on NAD(P)H, heme protein as acceptor. Gene Ontology annotation, biological process: heme A biosynthetic process. Gene Ontology annotation, cellular component: mitochondrial inner membrane. The record is from RefSeq and is a predicted model, not a curated record. Lineage: Eukaryota; Metazoa; Arthropoda; Insecta; Hymenoptera; Megachilidae.